Mytilus trossulus (common blue mussel) is the source of this 2223-nucleotide messenger RNA. RefSeq lists its product as uncharacterized. The transcript has a single exon. Gene Ontology annotation, molecular function: protein binding. Bases 1 to 2223 code for a protein of 740 amino acids. The record is from RefSeq and is a predicted model, not a curated record. NCBI's taxonomy places the organism in Eukaryota, Metazoa, Mollusca, Bivalvia, Mytilida, Mytilidae.
AUGUCAAACGACGACUCGAAAGAAUUAUCAAAAGUUGUAAGCAAAGCAUUGUGCAUUGAUGGCAUGAAUGGCAUUAGUGAGAAGUUAACACGCCUUUCGAAGUCGUCGACACAAGUCAUUGAGUUUAUAAACAAACACAAGAUUGAUACAAUAUAUGGUGGUAGUCAAGCAGAAGGCACUGAAACGAAAGAGAGUGACUUUGAUCAAAUGACAGUAGUACCUGAUAUAACUGUUUGUAUGUCAAAAGAAAAUGCAGCACUUGUUCAUGGCCAUGUUUUCGAAUUGAAUGCCAAUGUUAGCCAACCUGGAUAUUGCAGACUUAAAGUAAACCACUUGGGGAAUGAAGAAUGCGAUUUUUUACAAGCGUGUCAAGGCAGUAUCCAAAAUUUACUUGAGGAACAAAACGAUGGUAUAUUUCUUUCCAGCGACAAGUUUGUAAAAUUUUUUGUCAACUUACCGAAACGUCUUGGUUUUUGUGUGCCUCCGAAUGUACGACAUGGCCCAUGCACAAUGUGCGAGGUACAUUCUUCGUUAGGAAGAUAUAUAGGAAAGCUUAAAGAGGAGAAGGACCAUGCUUAUAGCCUCCAAUGUGAAGAGUGGCCUCAUGAGGCCAAAGAGUGGUUCAGAAGAAAACGCCUUCAUGAUUGGCCGAAAACUGAAAUAAUAGAUACAAUUAAAAUGCAAAGUUGUCACGCGGUUCCCGUGGGAGAUAGAAUUUCUUCUAAUUUUUCUAGAGAGUGGCGAAUAUCUUUUCUACUGCAAGAAAGAGAAUUGGUGUGGAGCUUCAACGACACACAACUCCAUUGUUAUAUUUUAAUGAAAAAAAUAUUGAAAAAAUACAUUGAGCCGACUAUCUCUGAUGAGCUGAGUUCUUAUCAACUAAAAACUAACUUGUUUUGGCUAUUAGAAGAACAAGGCACAUCUAUAUGGCAACAAGAAAAUCUUUUGCAGUGUAUGACUAUCUGCUUUGAAAGACUUUUAGGGUGCAUAGAGAAUGAGGCGUUAGAACAUUAUUUUCAUAGAAAAAGAAACUUGUUUGCAAACAAAUUAAAAAAUGAAAAAGACAAAAUAUUUGCUCUAGAUAAAAUAAGAGAAAUAAUGAACAAUAUAGAAACCAGUGUCCUUGAAUGUUUGCAUGAUAUAAAAGAUCUUGCAGAAACAUGGGAAACCAGUGGAAAAGAUACAACAGUUUUUUUGCAACAAUGUAAACUUCUCCCUCGUCUGAAUGAAUUGUAUUUUGCAGUUGAAGAAAUGUAUCAAGAUAUUCAUUCGCACGUGUUUGAAUUCAAUAUAUGUUUAAGUAGUUUCCAAUACGACGAAAAAGAAAUAGCAGGACUGAUAGUCAAGGAUUUCUUUACAUUGGAUGACAAACUGUCAUUUCAAGGAAUUACAUCAGAGGAGAAGAUGUUCAUACCGGCAUGGUAUUUUUAUAGUAUCAGAGUUGGAAUGCUUUAUUAUAGAUAUGUCAAAAGUCCAAUAAAUUACGAUAGAUAUCGGGAGUGUAUCGAUGACAGUUUUUUCACGGUAGAGGCAGCUAUUCAUAGUAUUGGACGUGGAUGUCCCAUUGAUCAUAUGUCCGGAAUGCUUUAUAUUGCCUCGGUUCACCUAAACGAAGGUCGUGUUGCCAUUGCAAACAAAAUGGUUCUGGAAAUCCUGAAAGUCGACAACGUCUUAAUGUAUGUUGGACGUUGUUCUGAGAAAAGAUGUAUACAGCUAACAAUAGAAGGAAUUCCGGAACAACGACAAAAUCUAAAAAAACAUAUGAAAAAAGAGAUGCCCCAUACUUUUGAUGUUGUAUUUUCUCCAAAUGAUAUACACUGUGUUCCAACACCUGUUGGAUACGAAUGCUAUGUUACACAAUUGAACCGAGACAAAAAAUAUAAGGAUUCCAUUUUAUUUCAUCCAUGCGUUUACGCACAAUUUUUACUUUGUUUUGGAUACUAUAAAAUUGGAAAGCGAAAGGAAUUAGAAAAUGCAUUAGACCAAUUACAUUCAACUAUUGAAAGCAUUAAGGGCGGAUAUCAAAGGUAUCGUGCUCUUAAUCUUCUUGGGAACUGUUAUUAUUUGAAUGGAAAAUAUCAACAGGCUUUUAGUUGCUUUCAGGAGUCAAUUUCUUUAGCGGACAAUAGAGUACAAAAUGCAGCAACUUACCACAUAUGUAUAAUGCUUAUGCAUAUACUGGACAUCUUUGAACAAAUCAGUCGUGAGAUUAAACUUUAUUGA